AUGACAUACAAGCAUGGUUUUAAGGAAGAAACUCGAAGGGCAGGAAAGUUUUGGAAAUCUCUGCUCCGUCAGUACUGUGAAAACACAUCGUUACACGGAUUCCGGUAUGUUGUUUCUAAUGAAACGACGUUUGUCGAAAAAAUUCUUUGGCUUGUGGUUUGCGUUCUUGGCUUUUUCAUAGCUUUACUUCUUAUGUUAUUUGUGUGGCAAAAAUUUCGAAGGACACCUACCGUUACAACUAUUGAUACCACUACUUACCCAAUUUUCAACCUUGCCUUUCCUGCAGUAUCUAUUUGUAAUUAUAAUAAGGUCUACAAGCCCCAUGCUGAAAAAUUUUCUAAAAGAAUGAAACAAAAAGGGUUAAAUAAUACAGAAAUACUCAACUUUUUUACCUCAUUGCCUCAACUAGUUAGACCAAAUUUGUUGAAAUUAGAUAAUAAAAGAGCUCUUGAAUUCUUAGCAUUAGAAGGAAUAUCCAUCGAAGACGUCAUGUAUGAAAUGAUGCAACCGUGCGAAAGUCUUCUGUUAAGGUGCUCUUGGGAAGGAAAAACGUAUGACUGCAAAAAUAUUUUUAGACCCAUAAAAUCUGUCGAAGGGUUUUGUUGUGCUUUUAACUAUCAUGUUAAUGUUUCCAUGAACUCUACAUUUGGAAUACACAUGUUAAAAAAUAAUUCAUUUAUAAAAUCACCAGAAGCCAAAAAUAUUGUAAAAGACAAACCUGUUGUUCAUCGAGUAAUGAGUGUACCAGGAGCUGGAAGAGACGUUGGUCUUUCUGUUGUUCUGAAUCUUGAAGAAAAUACAUAUAUGGGGUCAAUUAGACCCAGCUUGGGAGCUUCUAUCCUCGUUCACGAUCCCUUUACAUAUCCAGAAGUUGAACUUCUUACUAGUUUUAUACAACCGACUCAAGAAACUGCCAUGAUUUUAUCCGCUUCAAUAAUGGUGAGCUCAGAGUCUGUAAGAAGUCUAAGUAAUUCGCAACGUAAUUGUUGGUUUACUGAUGAGAAACAGCUUAGCACGAGUUCGAUCUACAGUUAUCAAUCCUGCAUUACAGAGUGCAGAAUAAAGUACAUACAAAGAUAUUGUGACUGUGUACCAUUUUACUACCCGAACUUUAAUAACGAUAGAGUUUGCAACCUGCCAGACAUCGAAUGCCUUCUAAAGUAUCGUGGUAGCUUAUCCAAUCUUCGAACAGUUAUUGACUUAGCCACGGAAAACAAUACAUUGGACUCGGCAGAUUGCGAGUGCUUACCUACAUGCGAUGAAAACACAUACACUUCAAAUACUGAAAAUGCGCUUAUGGAUAACGUGCCUUACUAUUCUCAAAUUUUAGAAGGAUUCAACGUCAAAAAUGUUUCUCUUGCUAAUAUCUACUUUCGUAGUAUAACUUGUUUGAAGUAUCGAAAAGAAUCAUGGAUGUCUUGGGAUAAUGUGCUUGCAUCUUUCGGAGGCAUUUUUGGAUUAUGUUUAGGGGGAUCAUUUGUCAGUCUGGUUGAAUUCUUGUACUACUUUGUGCAUAAGCUUUUGUAUAAUUCAGGGGAUGAUACAUUUCAGUCUCCUGUAGUAGUUAAACCAUCAACUUUAUCCCAGAUAAAAUUGUCAGUCCCUGGCAUAGAAAAACUUGAAGACUUGAGCAGAAGAAUGCCCAAUCGCCCAAUAAGUUUCAAAGGGAUCAGUUUAUUGAAAGAUAACAGAACUUAUCACCACGAGCUGAACAAAAAUACUGAAAAAGUUUAUCAGCACAACAAAUUUGUAAAGAGUUUCUUAACGGUUCCUGAAUAA
Messenger RNA from Copidosoma floridanum, 1779 nucleotides. Its product is annotated as sodium channel protein Nach-like. NCBI's taxonomy places the organism in Eukaryota, Metazoa, Arthropoda, Insecta, Hymenoptera, Encyrtidae. The record is from RefSeq and is a predicted model, not a curated record. Gene Ontology annotation, molecular function: ligand-gated sodium channel activity. Gene Ontology annotation, biological process: sodium ion transmembrane transport. Gene Ontology annotation, cellular component: plasma membrane.